Verticillium alfalfae VaMs.102 is the source of this 576-nucleotide messenger RNA. Its product is annotated as proteasome component PUP3. The record is from RefSeq and is a predicted model, not a curated record. The transcript is spliced from 2 exons. Gene Ontology annotation, biological process: proteasome-mediated ubiquitin-dependent protein catabolic process. Bases 1 to 576 code for a protein of 191 amino acids. Gene Ontology annotation, cellular component: proteasome core complex; proteasome core complex, beta-subunit complex. Lineage: Eukaryota; Fungi; Ascomycota; Sordariomycetes; Glomerellales; Plectosphaerellaceae.
AUGGUGGGCAAGGACUGCGUCGCGAUAGCCUGCGACCUGCGCCUCGGCCUCCAGGCCCUGACCGUGUCCAACAACUUCCCAAAGAUCUUCCAGUACGGCGACGUCUUCCUCGGCCUCACGGGCCUUGCCACGGAUGUCACCACCGUCGGCGACCUCUUCCGCUACAAGUCCAACAUGUACCGUCUCCGCGAGGAGCGCAACAUCGCGCCCCGCACCUUUGCGAACCUCGUCUCCUCGUCCCUCUACGAGCGCCGCUUCGGCCCCUACUUUGUCUCCCCCGUCGUCGCCGGCCUCGACCCCAAGACGGGGAAGCCCUUCAUCUGCGGCUUCGACUCGAUCGGCUGCAUCGACUUUGCCAAGGACUUUAUCGUCUCCGGCACGGCAUCCGAGCAGCUGUUCGGCAUGUGCGAGAGCUUGUGGGAGCCUGAUCUGGGCCCCGAUGAGCUUUUCGAGACCAUCUCUCAGUCCCUUCUCAACGCUGUCGAUCGCGACGCCCUGUCCGGCUGGGGCGCGCACGUCUACAUUAUUGAGAAGGACAAGGUUACCAAGAGGCUGCUCAAGGGCAGGCAAGAUUAA